This is a messenger RNA of Acinonyx jubatus (cheetah), 3236 nucleotides long. It is a transcript of the gene CPT1B, whose product is annotated as carnitine palmitoyltransferase 1B. Gene Ontology annotation, cellular component: mitochondrion. The record is from RefSeq and is a predicted model, not a curated record. Bases 661 to 2979 code for a protein of 772 amino acids. Gene Ontology annotation, molecular function: carnitine O-palmitoyltransferase activity. Lineage: Eukaryota; Metazoa; Chordata; Mammalia; Carnivora; Felidae. Gene Ontology annotation, biological process: fatty acid metabolic process; carnitine metabolic process. The transcript is spliced from 19 exons.
CAAAGAGGGCCCUGGGGUGGGGCUGCCCAACCCUGAGCACUGGAGAGUAGGGGACAGGCAGCACAGCUGACACAUGGAUGACCUUUUCCCUACAUUCGGCUAUUUUUAGCUCUAAUGCUACCAUCCUCACGUGAGACCCUUUAGGCCCCCCCAGGUUACCAGACCUCUGAGUAAUCUCAGCUUGCAGAAACCGGGACCGCCCCCACUCCUGAUUCCCACCACAGAGGGAAGGGGAUUCUGGUUGCCGCCCCACAUCUGUUUUCUCAACCCAAAUUUGGGAGUGGGUGUCAGGUUCCCGGUGAGGGCGGGGCGGGGAUGGCCAGGCCUGAAGGACGUGGGGACACGGGCCAGAGCUACUCGCCCCACACGCUGACAGGAGCGAACCCAACCCGUGAGUGGAGUGGGGGGCAACACAGGGCCACCGGUCCGGCUCAGAGUCCCAGAGCAGAGCAGGGGACCAGGACGGCGCCGGGGUCCCUCCCAGGCGGGGCUGGGAGUGCCCAGACCCGGCCUUGCUCCAGACCAACUCUGCGUCUCGCCCCCACCCCGAGGCAGCCAUUCUGCAGAUUUUACGGCUCGACCCCUGCACCACCGUGACGGACCCUGCCCGGAACGCGGGCGCGAGGGUUCCGCGGCCGUUGGUGACGACCAACCUCCAGGAUGGCGGAAGCGCACCAGGCCGUGGCCUUCCAGUUCACGGUGACCCCAGAUGGGGUCGACUUCCGGCUCAGUCGGGAGGCCCUGAAACACGUCUACCUGUCUGGGAUCAACUCCUGGAAGAAACGCCUGAUUCGCAUCAAGAAUGGUAUCCUUAGGGGUGUGUACCCUGGCAGCCCCACCAGCUGGCUGGUCGUCGUCAUGGCAACCGUGGGUUCUUCCUACUGCAAAGUGGACAUCUCCAUGGGACUCAUCUGCUGUAUCCAGAGAUGCCUCCCUGAGGGAUGUGGCCCCUACCGGACCCCACAGACCCGGGCACUUCUCAGCAUGGCUAUCUUCUCCACGGGGGUCUGGAUGAUGGGCAUCUUCUUCUUCCGCCAAACCCUGAAAAUGCUUCUUUCCUACCAUGGCUGGAUGUUUGAGAUGCACGGCCAGACCAGCCACUUCACCAAAGUCUGGGCUUUCUGUGUCCGCCUUCUGUCCAGCCGGCGGCCCAUGCUCUACAGCUUCCAGACAUCCCUGCCCAAGCUUCCUGUGCCCAGUGUGCCAGCCACAAUUCACCGGUACCUGGAGUCUGUGCGGCCCUUGCUGGAUGAUGAGGAAUAUUACCGAAUGGAGACGCUGGCCAAAGAAUUCCAGGACAAGACUGCUCCCAGGCUGCAGAAGUACCUGGUCCUCAAGUCAUGGUGGGCAACUAACUAUGUGAGUGACUGGUGGGAAGAGUACGUGUAUCUGCGCAGCAGGGCCCCCCUCGUGGUGAACAGCAACUACUAUGUCAUGGACUUUGUGCUCAUCAAGAACACAGACAUACAGGCAGCCCGCCUGGGAAACAUCGUCCACGCUAUGAUCAUGUAUCGUCGUAAACUGGACCGUGAAGAGAUCAAGCCUGUGAUGGCACUGGGCAUCGUGCCCAUGUGCUCCUACCAGAUGGAGAGGAUGUUCAACACCACCCGGAUCCCAGGCAAGGAGACAGACCUGCUACAGCACCUCUCCGACAGCAGGCACGUGGCCGUCUACCACAAGGGCCGCUUCUUCAAGGUGUGGCUCUACGAGGGCUCGCACCUGCUCAAGCCUUGUGACCUGGAGAUGCAGUUCCAGAGGAUCCUGGAUGACCCCUCCCCACCUCAGCCUGGGGAGGAGAAGCUGGCAGCCCUCACUGCGGGGGGAAGAGUGGAGUGGGCACAGGCACGCCAGGCUUUCUUCAGCUCCGGCAAGAACAAGACUGCUCUAGACGCCAUCGAGCGCGCUGCUUUCUUUGUGGCCCUGGACGAGGAGUCUCCCCACUACGACCCUGAAGAUGAGGCCAGCCUCAGCCUCUAUGGCAAGGCCCUACUUCACGGCAACUGCUACAACAGGUGGUUCGACAAGUCUUUUACUAUCAUUGCCUUCAAGAAUGGCCAGCUGGGCCUCAACACGGAACACGCGUGGGCAGACGCCCCUAUCAUAGGGCACCUCUGGGAGUUUGUCCUAGGCACUGACACCUUCCACCUGGGCUACACGGAGACUGGCCACUGCCUGGGCAAACCGAACCCCAUGCUUGCAGCUCCCCAGCGGCUGCAGUGGGACAUUCCCGAGCAGUGCCAGGCGGUCAUCGAGAGCUCCUACCAGGUGGCCACAGCGCUGGCAGACGAUGUGGAGCUGUAUUGCUUCCAGUUCUUGCCAUUUGGCAAAGGCCUCAUCAAGAAGUGUCGGACCAGCCCUGACGCCUUUGUGCAGAUUGCCCUGCAGCUGGCCCACUUCCGGGACAGGGGCAAGUUCUGCCUGACCUAUGAAGCUUCCAUGACUAGAAUGUUCCGAGAGGGACGGACCGAGACUGUACGUUCCUGUACCAGCGAGUCCACAGCCUUUGUUCAGGCUAUGGUGAAGGGGUCCCACAUGAAAGCAGAUCUCCAAGAUCUCUUCCGGAAAGCUUCCAAGAAACACCAGAAUAUGUACCGCCUGGCCAUGACAGGGGCUGGGAUAGACAGGCACCUCUUCUGCCUUUACGUGGUCUCCAAGUACCUGGGGGUCAGCUCCCCUUUCCUGGCUGAGGUGCUCUCAGAACCCUGGCGCCUCUCCACCAGCCAGAUCGCUCAAUUCCAGAUCCGUAUGUUUGACCCAGAGCAGUACCCGAAUCACUUGGGCGCCGGUGGUGGCUUUGGCCCUGUGGCAGAUGAUGGCUAUGGGGUUUCCUACAUGAUUGCGGGCGAAAACACCAUCUUCUUCCACAUCUCCAGCAAGUUUUCAAGCUCAGAGACAAAUGCCCAGCGCUUUGGGAACCACAUCCGCCAGGCUCUGCUGGACAUCGCUGAUCUUUUCCAAGUUCCCAAGGCUGACAGCUGAGAGCUGGAGAAAUGCCAGCUGCCCUUUCAUCCCCACGUUGUGGAGGGAGGGGCCUGUGGUCGGCUCACAGGCACAGGGUGGCCUUGCACAGGUGUCCAGGCUCCAAGGACAGUUCUGGCAGCCGGCACUUUCCAGGCAGAUAGAUGCUGCUGGCUGAGGGCCCAGGUGGUGAAGGUGGGGUUGGAGCAGGGAGGGGAUUUUGAUUUUCUUUUUCUUGCUAGAUACUAAUAAAGAUAAGGCUGUGUAAUUUUCUCUUA